AAGGCAGGGAUUUCACGGAAAUGAAAGUGGAAGCAAACAGCCUGCGAGCAGAGCCUCCUGAGGUGUAUUUCGGGUCUUCCUGGGGCUGAGAGAGACCACAGCCCUUUGGGGGGUACAAACAAGAGUUCAGUUGCUGUGAAUUCUGCCACUGUGCCCAGCUCUGAAGCCUCAGCUCUUGCCAAACAGACCCGAGACCCAUGUCAGCCCCACUGGAUGCCUUUUACCGGACACAUAUUUUGUGCCGGAGAUCUUGCUGGACACAGGGAAUACAGAGAUGGUCGGAACAGAGUCCUAUCUUUCCAAGAGAUCUCAUGCUUCUCUGAGCUGAACUUCUUUAUCAGGAUUCCUAACCACAGGGUGAACUCUGCUCUAUUCCACAAACAAAGGCCCUCCACGCCCUUCAGGAGGAGCAGGCCAGACUCAAGAUGAGGCUGUGGGACCUGCAGCAGCUGAGAAAGGAGCUCGGGGACUCCCCCAAAGACAAGGUCCCAUUUUCAGUGCCCAAGAUCCCCCUGGUAUUCCGAGGACACACCCAGCAAGACCCGGAAGUGCCUAAGUCUUUAGUUUCCAAUUUGCGGAUCCACUGCCCUCUGCUUGCAGGCUCUGCUCUGAUCACCUUUGAUGACCCCAAAGUGGCUGAGCAGGUGCUGCAACAAAAGGAGCACACGAUCAACAUGGAGGAGUGCCGGCUGCGGGUGCAGGUCCAGCCCUUGGAGCUGCCCAUGGUCACCACCAUCCAGGUGUCCAGCCAGUUGAGUGGCCGGAGGGUGUUGGUCACUGGAUUUCCUGCCAGCCUCAGGCUGAGUGAGGAGGAGCUGCUAGACAAGCUAGAGAUCUUCUUUGGCAAGACUAGGAACGGAGGUGGUGAUGUGGAUGUUCGGGAGCUACUGCCAGGGAGUGUCAUGCUGGGGUUUGCUAGGGAUGGAGUGGCUCAGCGUCUGUGCCAAAUUGGCCAGUUCAGAGUGCCACUGGGUGGGCAGCAAGUCCCUCUGAGAGUCUCUCCAUAUGUGAAUGGGGAGAUCCAGAAGCCUGAGAUCAGGUCGCAGCCAGUUCCCCGCUCGGUACUGGUGCUCAACAUUCCUGAUAUCUUGGAUGGCCCGGAGCUGCACGACGUCCUGGAGAUCCACUUCCAGAAGCCCACCCGUGGGGGCGGGGAGGUAGAGGCCCUGACAGUCGUACCCCAAGGACAGCAGGGCCUAGCAGUCUUCACCUCUGAGUCAGGCUAGAGGCCUCCCCUUCUCAUCCUCCCCACCCCCCUGCCAAGGUUCUCAUACUGGGCUGGGCUUGGGUGCCCAUAUAGGAGGUCUGUAUGUUCACCAACAGUGCAGAGGGAUCACACAUUGCGAAACACUGCCCAGAACAGUAAAAAGAGCCUGCACGCCA
Gorilla gorilla gorilla (western lowland gorilla) is the source of this 1383-nucleotide messenger RNA. RefSeq names its product interferon induced protein 35 (gene IFI35). NCBI's taxonomy places the organism in Eukaryota, Metazoa, Chordata, Mammalia, Primates, Hominidae. The record is from RefSeq and is a predicted model, not a curated record. The transcript is spliced from 8 exons. Bases 426 to 1226 code for a protein of 266 amino acids. Gene Ontology annotation, cellular component: nucleus.